Molecule: messenger RNA, 2230 nt
Organism: Aspergillus versicolor CBS 583.65
Lineage: Eukaryota; Fungi; Ascomycota; Eurotiomycetes; Eurotiales; Aspergillaceae
Exons: 11
Coding region: 233-1819 (528 amino acids)
Biological process (GO): carbohydrate transport; transmembrane transport
Cellular component (GO): membrane
Molecular function (GO): carbohydrate:proton symporter activity
Source: RefSeq, a predicted model, not a curated record
GCUUUUUUGAUCAAGCCAUUGCUUAAUAUACGGCGAUUGGUGUCUGCUUUAUCAAUAGCCGACAUGUCACCCGGAGCCGCGGGUGUCUUGUUUCCAGCCCUGUUCGCCGGGGUAUCUCGUCCCGUGCUAUAAAUGUAAAUGCGGGGUACCUUAUACCUUUUUCCUUUGCUAUCCUGAAUUCUUGGGAAUAGGGGACUUCUAAUUUCCUUCCAAUUCACCACCAGCCAAGAACAUGGAGGAAAAGAUCGAGACCGAACGGGUGGAAGACCGCACCACUGAUGCAGGAGAUGCACCCACCAAGGGCCAGCCUGUGAUGCGAUCGACCCUGGACAAUCUGAGCAUUUGGGAGAGUUUGCGCCGGUUCAAAGUCGUGACCAUGAUCGCGAUGGCUGCCGCGUUCAGCGCGUCGCUGGAUGGAUACCAAAUCAAUCUUAACGGGGGCGUCGUAUCGAAUAAAGGGUUUAUCCAGCAGAUGGCGAACCCAGAAACGUCCAUCAUCGAGGGCAAAUACAUCUCGGCCUGGGGUGGUAUUCAGUCUGCCGGGCAGACUGUUGGGCAAAUUCUUCUGCAAUAUGCCACAGACGGAUAUGGACGAAAGAUUGCGCUGUACAUCAUCUUCCUCACAUUCGUUAUCAGCGUCUUCAUCGAGUCUUUUGCAACGCACUGGGACCACUGGCUGGUAGCGAAACUGUUCUCCGGUAUGGGCGUUGGUAUGCUCCAGUCGACGAUGCCUCUGUACCUGUCCGAGAUCUCUCCUACGCAGCUUCGUGGCUUUCUCAUCAAUGCAUAUAGUUUCUGGUUCGUUAUCGGCCAACUAUUUGCCUCCGUCGCUUUGAACCGUCUUAAUGCCUCUGAUCCGUAUAAUUUCCGGACGCCCAUUUACACCCAGUGGGCAAUGGUUGGCCUGUCGGGAAUCAUUUUUGUCGCCCUCCCCGAGUCCCCGUGGUGGCUGGUUGGAAAGGACCGACAUGAGAAGGCUACGAAAGUCCUGCGCGUGUGCAAUGGAAGUGUGGAUGGCUACGAUGUCCAGGAACAGAUUGGCAUCAUGACCGCAACAAUCACAGAGGAGCGCCAACAAGCGCAGCGCGAUAAACAACAAGGAAUGUGGGCGGUAUUCCAGGGCCGGAAUCUGCCCCGGUUUAUAAUAGCAGGGUGGCCGAAGAUAACACAGCAGUUUGUCGGACUGUCGGUGUUCAACACCUACGCCACGUAUUUCUUUCAAUAUGCCGGAAGCGAAGAUCCGUUCCUCGUAACCCUCAUUCUAUCCUGCGUCCAGAUAAUCUCUAUGAUUAUUACCUGUACGCUGACUGAUCGUCUCGGACGUCGACCAUUGACCGUCUAUCCCUACGCUGUUACUGUUCUCUCCGUUCUAGCUCUUGGGAUAGUCGGGUGCUUUGAUUAUACCACGCCACAACUGAGUUCCCUUCUGAUAUUCUUCGCCUGUCUCGCAACCUUCUCCACAACAGGAGCCUCUGCAAUUGGAUACGCCUACGCCGCUGAGAUACCAUCACAGCGUCUCCGCGCCCAAACAGCCGGAUGGUCACUCGCAUCGUCAAAUAUGGUAGCCAUCAUGUUCAGUUUCUGCACGCCGCUGAUGAUAAACGAGGGGGCGACGAAGUGGGGUGUUAAAACUGGUUUUUUUUUCGCCGCGACUGGUGCCAUAUCGGUCGUUGUUGCUUGGUUCAUACUACCCGAAGUGACGCGAAGGACACCGGCUGAGAUUGACGAGCUGUUCGAGAAGAAAGUCAGCCUGCGCAAGUUCGACAAGCAUGUUACGGACGUGCAGAUUAACGCUAUUGCGCAGACUAAGGAGGCAUAGGUCGUUCAAGGAGUUGAGCGGCGUUUGAUUGAACAUAACGGAAGACAACAAGUAGAUGGAUAUAUUCAAUGAAAGUAGUCUAAAAUGAUAUUUGGUGUCGUAUAUUACCAGCUGAUGCUAUACCAACAACCAGCGCACCGCUAUCCAAUUAGUCGCCUACCAGUAUUAGGUCUUCUAUUGCAUUAUAUGCGACCACCGCAACUCGUCGUCGGUCUUGGUCACGUUCACACAAUGCAGUACAAGAACUAGCGCGUCUAGACAGCUAGUUUAAAAGCCAAACUUGAAGCGGCGACUUGCACUAUUCGGAGUGUUGGUUGGGUCGAUGCUGGAGGUCGAGGCCGAUGCUGAAGGAUCCUUGGAUACACUGGCAGAAGAUGUAGGAGAGCCAGAAGACGGGAUAGCGUGCUGCGA